This is a messenger RNA of Brassica oleracea var. oleracea, 951 nucleotides long. Its product is annotated as TRAF3-interacting protein 1-like. The coding region runs from base 1 to 951 and encodes 316 amino acids. The record is from RefSeq and is a predicted model, not a curated record. Lineage: Eukaryota; Viridiplantae; Streptophyta; Magnoliopsida; Brassicales; Brassicaceae. The transcript has 2 exons.
AUGGAGCAUCCCUUUUCUGCUUCUUGUGGGCAACAACCUAUUGACCCCAUUGUCCCGCUUAAACCUGCGACCGAGAAAUCUCAAAGGGAGAGCAUCAGAACUUCCUCCCCAGAACAUGUAAGGGAAAGGCCAUUCAAGCUCAACCUGCGAAAGAGAUCUUCAUAUAAUCAAAAGCUGAAAGGGAAAGUGGCUGACUUGGAUAACGCAUCUGACGAAGGUAGUUCUGCAAAAAAAUGUUUAAACUUCAACGAAGAGAAGUCUCCUCCUCUGAACAAACCGCAAGACGCACCACCCCUAAUCCUUCCAACAAAAGAAAAGGAAAAGAGAUGGUAUGAGCAGACUCUAGAAGAAGAAGAAGAAGAAGAGACUUUGAAUCAAGAGAUAGUAAACAAACCUGACAUGCAUGUAGAGAAGACGAUGGAGACAGUGGAGGACCCAGAUGCAGAAAAGAUCCUAGAGGAUGAAGAUUGGAUGGCUAAUGAAAUUAACUAUGAUGAUGAUGAUCUGAUGAAUGAAGACGACUUGCUAAUUGAAGAUAUGGAACAUGAGGCAGCACCGAUCGUCUCUGCCAAAGCGUCGAAGCAAUCGACGACUGAUGGUCUCUCUGUUUUGGAGGAAAGCAACAAAAUUUCGGCGAAACCAAGCCCCCAUGCUCGUUCUGAUCAUCGUUCGGACGCUCGCCCUGCUCAGACGCCAUCUUCCAGCUCGCGUCCAUCUCCGGCGAAGAAGAAAAGAGGUUCUCCAAGUCCUCACGCUACUGGCAUCUCUCUCAGACAGAGGAAUAUCUUGGUGGGCCGGAUUUCAAAGCCAAAAGCUUCAAAGAAUGGGCCAAAACUCUCUCCAGCUCAUACCCAGGUGCCAAGUGAAACUGAAAAAGCAGAACCUUUUUCGAAGAACAGCAAAAAAUCAGCUAAGGUGGGAAGCAACAAACCACCAAAAAUCCCAGGAUGA